CUAGCUAGAACUGACACUGCUACUCUACCCUGUUCAACUAUGACUGCUCUUUCAGGCCAAGAAUAAAAACCUGCAUCCAAAAAAGGAGGAAUGCUCAAGCCCAGUUGUGAGUUCCAUAGAAUCCUGUGGUGGAAUGGGGAUUUUCCAGCACCUGUGUGUGGAGGACCAUGAGGAGGGCAGCGGUCCACUGCUAGCAGAAGCAGGCAGCAUUGAGAGCUCGCCAGCUGCUUCCGGGAGGCCAGAGCCCAGGGAAUUCUUCCUCAGCCCGAAGAAGAACCUUGCUCUGAGCCUGGUCCUGCUCUUUGCUUCUUAUUCAGCACUUUUGGUUCCUGCAUAUCUGCCUGUUCAGCACCCCAUCUGGAGUGAUGGCUCUACAGACGAGGAUGUGUUGAAGCACUCUGCCGCCAUGCUGGCCCGGACAUGCAACAGCGGCUGGGCGGUGGCUAGGCUGAAGAAGAUGCCUGGUUUUCGCAGCCUGUUGGAAAUCCCUGUGUUCCUGCAAAAUGCAACAGGAGGUUGGGACCUGGCCCCUCCACUCGGCCUCCAGGGCAGUGAAGAAAUGCUUGCCCACACCCUUAGUGCUCUGCCCCUCUCCGGGCUGCCUUUUUCCCCAGACAGAUGCAGGAGGUGCAUUGUGGUUGGGAGCGGUGGAAUAUUACGUGGUAAACAUCUUGGAGACCAUAUUGAUAAAUAUGACAUCAUCAUCAGGAUGAACAAUGCUCCAGUAUUUGGGUUUGAAAAAGAUGCCGGCUCAAGAACCACCAUUCGACUGGUGUAUCCAGAAGGAGCGCCCAUCCUUAAUCAGGAAUACCACAACACUGAAAUAAUAGCUUUAGUGGUGUUCAAGAGGCUGGAUUUAGAGUGGCUUCUCUCUGUUGUGACAAAUGAGCCUUUGAGUUGGUGGUCUAAACUGUGGUUCUGGAAGAAUGUGGUGAAUGAGAUUCCACUUCCUCCAGGAAACUUUCGCAUCACGAACCCUGAAAUACUAAAUAGGACAUGGCAUCUGCUCCUAACUUACAACAAACAACAGAGGAAGACGGUGCCAACCCUAGGGCUCAUCGGCGUGGUCCUGGCCCUGCAGCUGUGCGAUGAGGUGAGUCUGGCAGGUUUCGGCUAUGACCUCCAACAGCCUGGAGCCCGUCUGCACUACUACGAGGCUCUCCGCAUGGACACAAUGAUGAGUCAAGUGGUGCAUGAUGUCACCACCGAGAGCAGCUUACUGCAGGAGCUAGUUAAGGCUAGGGUCUUGCAUGACCUCACAGGUGUGCUCUGAUGACCUCUUGGUGCUUGUCGACUGUGCUCUGCUCAAAUCAUACUCCUAUUCUUAGUAAUAGGACGAUUAUUAGAACCAUUAAGAACAAGUGAGAGGUUGGGUUUCAAAGGCAAGAGAGAAAAAAAAAAAAUCAACAUUAAGUGUUAGGAGCAGCACACUUGCCUGUCUACAAAUGUAUAAUAUAUAUUACAAAUUUAUAGCUGAAAUAACACUCAGUAACAGAUUCUCAGUGUGAAUUUCUACUUAAUUCCAUAUUAGCCAGCCCCACCCCAAAGGAUGCAAAAUAGUUGCCAAUGAUUCACUGUUACACAAGUUUAUUUAGACAAACACUGAUGCUUACAAAUACAAAAAUUUGGAGUGAAAAAAAAAAAGUCUUCAUAAUCAAUAUUUUAAGGCACUCAAUUCUGCAAUAAAGUGUCAAAUUUCAUUAACAAUAUCAGUCAUAAAGGUGCAAGGUAUGGAUUCUUUGACGGGCCUUAGAGGACUUCGAGUUAAUUUUAUUCCCUACUUUGAGUAAGAAAUGUGAUUUUCAUUGUAGAUUUUAGUAUGAGGUCAUACAUAUUUUAUUAGUAAUAUUAUAAUGUUAGAGAUGAAUAUGUCCAAAAGGAGGAUUUAAACUGUGCUUAUGAAACUUUUUUUCAAAAAAAAAAAAAAAAGAAAAAAAAAAAAAGAAAACCCUGGUAAGUGUUUAAA
This is a messenger RNA of Electrophorus electricus (electric eel), 1966 nucleotides long. It is a transcript of the gene st3gal7, whose product is annotated as ST3 beta-galactoside alpha-2,3-sialyltransferase 7. The record is from RefSeq and is a predicted model, not a curated record. Gene Ontology annotation, molecular function: lactosylceramide alpha-2,3-sialyltransferase activity. NCBI's taxonomy places the organism in Eukaryota, Metazoa, Chordata, Actinopteri, Gymnotiformes, Gymnotidae.